This is a messenger RNA of Tilletiopsis washingtonensis, 926 nucleotides long. RefSeq lists its product as hypothetical. Bases 136 to 684 code for a protein of 182 amino acids. The transcript has 2 exons. The record is from RefSeq and is a predicted model, not a curated record. NCBI's taxonomy places the organism in Eukaryota, Fungi, Basidiomycota, Exobasidiomycetes, Entylomatales.
UUCAUUCCGUCAGCACCUGUCAGCGGCUGGUCGAGACUCCACACACACGGCUGGUGUAGUACCUCACCGGAUCUCGACAGAGCUGUGCGCGGCGUGUAUGCCUGGGGAAAAGGGGAACAGUAGAGCGAAUGAAGGAUGAUAAUGGGGAUGGAGUAUCUCACCCGGCGUUUUGCGUUCUCGCGUCGGAGCAGUAAUGCGGUAUGUCAGCAGCAACAGCAUUGGGAAAGGUUGUGUGGCCACCACAUUGUCGCCGGGCCCCGCAUCGAGUGCACGCAUCUCAUGAUUCGGCUCCUCAGCGGCCCCUGCGUGUCCCGGAGGACGCCACAGAGGGAAGAGCCAGACAAGUACACGUCGCUGGACGCCAUACCACGGAGACUAGCCGAAGCACAAGACCCACGAAUGGGCAGUCCUUGGAUGAUUUUUCCCGAGACCCACAGGGCUGGGUCUGCACCGAAGCUCUCGGAGUUCCGUCUUACGCCCGAAGGCAGCGAGAGGCACUCCUUGAGGCGACGACACCUGCUCCACCGGCCCACUAGGCCAGAGCAACGAACAUGCUGCCGUCCGCAGACGACAACAAUGAGGCGUACCACGCAGCUUCGCGCUUCUCUGACUCUUCUGCUCCAGCCUCAUAUCCCUCCCGACACGACGAGAACGGGGCCACUCAGCUGCUGUAUGGACCGAUGACGAGUGAGAUCGACAUGUCCAAGACUGUGAGCCACGGAGAAGAUGCCAAGCUGAGCGAAGUGGGCGUCAGUGAACGUUUCUGCACACGUCGAAGUGGGAGGUGGACAGCGGACGAGAGCAAGAGAUCGGGACGAGAAGAGACGGGACGAGUACCACGGGUCUCUGAGGCGUCACAUCCUACCACAGGACUGAAGUGUCUCCCUUUGCAGGGGUCCCUCGCGGGACGCGACAACGACAACUGA